Messenger RNA from Scheffersomyces stipitis CBS 6054, 1806 nucleotides. It is a transcript of the gene MNN22, whose product is annotated as alpha-mannosyltransferase. Gene Ontology annotation, molecular function: alpha-1,2-mannosyltransferase activity. The record is from RefSeq and is a predicted model, not a curated record. Gene Ontology annotation, cellular component: Golgi apparatus. Gene Ontology annotation, biological process: mannan biosynthetic process. Bases 1 to 1806 code for a protein of 601 amino acids. Lineage: Eukaryota; Fungi; Ascomycota; Pichiomycetes; Serinales; Debaryomycetaceae. The transcript has a single exon.
AUGUUCGUUCACAAGCGGCGGAAACAACUAUUGUAUAUUUCACUGGUCCUAUUGGUUCUCCUUAUAUUCCACUUAAUAUCCGUCACACUCUCAAAAGAUGGGUCUGUGCGAUUUGUUCAUGUCCCCUUUGGUUCAGGAAAGGAUGGGGGCCAUGUUCUGGCAAAAUUUCUAGAUCCAGAAUUGGCUCAUGAACGUCAACCGAAAAGCAGCGAAAACUUCAAUGUUGAAGCAUAUCCCAACUCCAUCAUGGGACAGUCAACUCUUGGAAUAAUUCCAGUGGAUCAGACUCAUGACUUCUGGUAUAAAGUGUUCAAUACCUUCAAGAAGAAUAAGUUCAUUUUCUACAGCAACGAUAAAAAUAUGUUGCAUUUGAAAGAUAAACAUGAAUGGGCAUAUCCUAAAGAGUACUCCGAGAGAGCAUUACUCGAUAGAGCUUCCAUGUCAGUACACUAUUUGAACCAGAUGAAGGAAAGACAUCUGGCUGUACUUGAUACUUUACCUGACCAUAUUCCUCAAAGUUCUUAUGUCAAAGGUUCCAAAGGAAUCGUAUAUGUGGGUGGAAGAUUCUAUUCAUGGCUAACAUAUUUGUCUAUCAAAAUGCUUAGAGAGAAUGGUUCCAAGUUACCUGUCGAAGUGGUGAUGCCCACUAUAGAAGAUUAUGAAAGAGAAUAUGAGUAUUGUGAAGUCACUCUUCCUCAAGUGGGUGCUAAAUGUAUAGUGAUUCCUACGAAGCUAGGGUUGGCUGUAAGCAACGAAUGGAAGUUUCUGAAUUUCCAGUUCAAGCCCAUGGCAAUUCUCUGCUCUUCUUUCGAGCAUGUUCUCUAUCUUGAUUCUGAUAACAUGGUAGUAAUGAAUCCAGACCAUCUUUUCAAUUCAAAGGUAUACAAGAAGCAUGGAUUGGUUCUAUGGUCCGACUACUGGAAUAGAACAAUAUCUCCUUACUUCUACCAAGCAGCAAACAUACCAGUGGACCGAAACCGCAGAGUGAGAACGCAACAAUUACCACUUGUCACGCCAUUAGAGCCGCUGGAGGAAGUAUGCUUCCAUGAAUUAGACGGGGCUAUCCCUAAUUACUCUUCUGAAUCGGGACAGAUUCUCUUUAAUAAGAGAACUCACACCAAGGCAAUGCUAAUGUCAUUGUACUAUAACAUAUAUGGUCGUGAAAUCUUCUAUAAUUUGUUCAGCUUGGGAGCCAAAGGAACCGGAGACAAGGAAACGUUCAUAGCAGGCGCAUUUGCAGCUAAUGUGAAGUACUAUCAAACCAAGUCUCAAACGAGAACGUUUGGUUACUUCAGUGGAAGGCUUCACGAAAUGGCAAUGGGUCAAGCUGACCCAGACGUAGACUACCAGCUCUACAAUAAGCAGCUAUCCACAAUAAAGUCUGCGAGAAAGUCUAUACGGAAGGAUGCUUUCAGUCAGGAGAACUUCUUAAACUAUCUAGACGAGAAGUAUUUUGGUCAGGAAGCCUCAAUUCCUCUUUUUGCUGUUCAUUGCAAUCUCGAUAAGAUAGAUCCAAUUUCUUAUAUGAAUGAUCAUCGUUAUAAUGAUGAUAAUAAUAGAAUCAGAUACAGAAUGUUUGGAAACUUCCAGUACAAAAUCGACGGCGAAGUUAUAGAUUUCGAGCUAAAGAGGUGGUCCAUAGUAAUGCAAGCACUAUGCAUUGACCAAAUCCAAUUCAAUUACUUUGGAUCUAGCGAUCUAGAUGCGGUUUGCGAGUAUAUUCUGAAUACUGUUGAAUGGUUAAAGACCCCCAACUCUACUGAAACUGCUAUAUAUAUGUCGACUUUACCAGAAUUACUCGUUUGA